CAUCUUUUAGGCAUGGUGAUUUCCAAUGAUAUUCCACCCAAUAUUACCAAAGUGUCCGCUUGGGAUGGCCUAAACAGAGGGGUCCUGAGAACGACGAUAAUAAGUUCAAUGUCUACCUGCUUCUUCUUCUUCCUGCUCUUUAUGGCCGCCAUGUUAACCAUCUUCUUCACAAAUUCAGUUGCCCGAGAAACAACUCGCUACAUCCUUUUUAUCCACAUGCUCAUUAAUGACGCGGCCUACCUAUGCUUCGCCCUUCUUCUUUUUGUCUUGAAUGCCAAUCAAGUUACCUUCCCUGUCCCCGUCUGUUACCUUAUCGUCACUCUAUCCUCGACCACCAUCAAGGUCACGCCUUACAAUCUGGCGGUGAUGUCCUUGGAAAGAUACGUUGCCAUAUGUUUCCCCCUAAGACACGGAGAGUUUUGCACCAUUCCAAGAACGUUCCUUGCCAUUGCAUUGGUAUGGACGAUAUGUGUGAUUCCUAACAUUGUUGAUUUUAUUAUUCUGUGCUCCACUGUUAACAAAAGCUUUUUUUUACUUUAUUUGACAUGCUCCCGGUCCACUUUCACCAUCGUCCCUAUGCAGGAAGUAAUAAGGAUUUUUGCCUACGUCUUGACAUUUUCCCUCACGGGGCUGACGAUCCUCUUUACUUACAUCAGAAUCACCCUGAUUGCGUUGAGGAUCUUCUCAAAAAAGGAAUCAGCCUCCAAAGCUGCGAAAACCAUGAUGCUUCAUGCUGUUCAGCUUAUGUUGUGCAUGUCAACCUUUGGCUACAGCAUUGUAGAAAUAUUCACCAAGGAUUAUUUAGUUCUUUUACCGUCUAUUAAUUUCUGUUUUUUCAUGUGCCUUCCAAGAUUCAUCAGUAUAUUUAUCUACGGUGCACGGGAUGAACUGUUCUUUGGCUACAUAAAGAGAUCUUUCGUCCGCAGUGCUUCCAAAAUUGUCCCAAGAUCACACUGAUAAAAAUGAUUCUGUUGGCUUGUAAUUUUAACAUAAAUAUUUUAUCAUUUUCAACAUAAAAAUAAAAAUUAAUAAAUGUACUUUGAUAUUUUAAGUACCUUACUUAAUUGUCAUUAGUUCGUAAAACACAGCUUUCACAUUUAUAAUAAUAAUGUAUAAUAAUGAGUAGUCUAGACAAAACUUUUAAGGUAUGUGCAUUUCCAUUUUCGAAUUGAGUUAC
Rana temporaria (common frog) is the source of this 1177-nucleotide messenger RNA. RefSeq names its product odorant receptor 131-2-like. The record is from RefSeq and is a predicted model, not a curated record. Gene Ontology annotation, cellular component: membrane. NCBI's taxonomy places the organism in Eukaryota, Metazoa, Chordata, Amphibia, Anura, Ranidae. Gene Ontology annotation, biological process: G protein-coupled receptor signaling pathway. Gene Ontology annotation, molecular function: G protein-coupled receptor activity. The transcript has a single exon. Bases 13 to 957 code for a protein of 314 amino acids.